CCCUCGCAGCUAGAAUUCGGGAAAUAAUAUCUUGGUCCCGUAUCCCUCGCAGCAGGUGCAUUGUGGGGGAAUAAACAAUCAGCUGAUGGCGCUACUGAUCGAUUAGACGCGUUUCUCUCCUUCCUUUCGCUCGCCAGAUAGGCCCAUCGCCAUGUCGGAGUUGCGGCAUUCCGACUCUCCUCUGACUCCCAGUCCUGCCGUGGAGUCAGAGAGUGCUGGCCAAGUGCACAUGUCCGGAAAAGAAGACUCCUCCAGCCUCGAGCCCUCUGCCGCUGCCCUUCCCUCUCCUUCCCUGUUGAAAGCGCCCUCUGCACCCCUGCACAAUGACCACGAGUGUCAGUCCAGACUCUCGCCGCCAGUGGAGGGAGAAGGGUCUCCUGGUGGGCGGUUACAGUAUGCCCCAGAGCCAGUUUUGGGGCUGAAAGAGCACAGACAACAAAGCUCCCUUAUGGACAGAAAUACCUUGCACCCCACAUCAGUAGAGCUUCAAACCCCCGGGUCUACCUCUGGCUGUCCCUCCUCCUCUGAAAGCAACCCUGAGUGUAGUGGUGGCCUCCCCACAGACACUUUUAAAAGUAUGGAGCGCACUCCCUCCUGUGAAGAAACUGCCUCAGCCUCUCGAGAUGCCUCAACCGAAGCACCACCCCAGACAGAGCCUUCUCCACCCAGGGAAACCCCGGCCCAAACAGAGCCUCCUCCUCCUCCCACUGAACCCCCCCCAGCACAGUCCGCAUCUGCAGAACGGCCUCCCUCGACCGAAGAACAACCACCGACUCAAGAACAGGAGAAUGCCAAUGCAGGGAAUAACAAUUCGCAGCAGAACCGCAACGAGGGCCACAACAGGGCGGGAAACAACACCAACAACAAUAACAACACUAAUAACAACAAUAACAACAACAACAACAAUAAUAAUAACAACAACAAUGGGCUGGCCAACAUUCGAGAACGGCUCUUCCAGGCCCUGUUCUUCCGGCUGGCUGUCGGGUACGCGAGGGCCUUCCCCCCGCCCAUGAGGAGGCUCAUUGAAUUCACAGUUCUCCUCAAGGCCCUGACCACCUUGUUCCUGCUGGUGUACAUUCACCUGGCGUUCACGAGGGCCCCCAUCACCUGCCUCGACCACGUGCGUGACGACUGGCCGCGCGAGGGCAUCCUGCGUGUCGAGGUCAUACGGAACCCCAGUGAGGACUACACUGUGGAACAAAGCUACGAAAAGGAGGAGAGGCUCCAGCAGCGGCAGCAGGAGUUCCUCGGUGCUCUCGGCUCGGAUAUCGAUAUUGUGUUGUUUUCUAGGUUGUUUGGAGGCGGCGAACCUGUGGUCACCGACAGCGAUGGGACGAUGAGCGUGGUGGGUGGGGGGGGCGAAGGCCAGCCUGGAGAGGAGGAAGAGGGAGGGAUGAACCCCGUGGGAGACAGCAGAGAGGAGGCUGUGGAGGGACACCAGGCACAGGCGGAUGGCAGAGGGAUGGAUUCUGAGGCAGAUUCACUCGGACAGAAUGAAGCCCCCAGCCCUGGAGAAGACGGCAGCGAGAAGAGAACACCUCUUAUUGUGAACGCUGAUGGAAGCCACAGCGACCCAGGGUUCCCAGGUGUGGCUGACUAUGGCGAAGAGGCCUAUGCGUUGCGCAGUAAUGCCACGGCCCCAGAGAAGCGUCCCGCAGUCGAGGCCGAAGAGAGCGACGCGCCCCCGGAGGCAGCAGAGGAGCCGCUGGCAGAGGAGGGCGUGGGGGGAACCUUGGCAGGGAACCACAGCCACUCGGAGCCGCCCCUUGCCCUGGAGGAGGAGUCGCCGCUGCCCAAGAAAGAGCCCCUGGAGAUGCUGGCCAAGGCUGUGUGGCCGGAGGAUGAGUACAUUGUGGAGUACUCGCUAGAGUACGGGUUCCUGCGGCUGUCCCCUGCCACGCGCCAGAGGCUCAACAUCCCAGUUAAGAUCGUCACCCUAGACCCCAUGAAGGACGCGUGCUUUGGUGACACGCUCUCACGCUUCAUCUUGGAUGAGUUCCUUGGCUAUGACGACAUACUCAUGGGCUCCAUCAAGAGCCUUGCGGAGAAGGAGGAGAACAAGGGAUACCUGAGGAACGUAGUUACGGGAGAGCACUACCGCUUCGUCAGCAUGUGGAUGGGGGGGAGCAACUACCUGGCUGCGGCCUUUGUCAUGGUGGUCUUUACCCUGAGUGUGUCAAUGCUGCUGCGUUACUCCCACCACCAGAUCUUCCUCUUUAUCGUGGACCUGCUGCAGAUGCUGGAGCUCAACGUGGCCAUCACCUUCCCUGCCGCCCCCAUGCUCACCGUCAUCCUCGCGCUUGUUGGCAUGGAGGCCAUCAUGUCCGAGUUCUUCAACGACACGUCGACGGCCUUCUACAUCAUCGUGCUGGUGUGGGUGUGCGACCAGUACGAGGCCAUCUGCUGCCACACGCCCAUCACGCGGAGGCACUGGCUGCGCUUCUUCUACCUGUACCAUUUCGCCUUCUACGCCUACCAUUAUCGCUUCAACGGACAGUAUUCUUGGCUGGCGCUUAUGACUUCGUGGCUCUUCAUAUUGCACUCCAUGCUGUACUUCUUCCACCACUACGAGCUGCCGGCCAUCCUGCAGCACGCGCAGAUCCAGCAGCUGGGGCGCGUGCACACCGUCAACAUCGUGCUGCGCAACGUCCUCACCAAUAACAACAACAACAACAACAACGCUGCCGGCGCCAACAACCCCGGCGACGGCGGAGGCGGGGAGAACGCCGCCGGUGCCGCCACCCGCGACGCCGGCGGCCAGGGGCGGACGGGCGCGGCCGCCGCCAACCGGGGCGCGCGGACCGAGGGCGCCGCCGCCCGCCCCAACGCCUCACCGGUCGUCAACCUCGUGUUCCGCAACAUCACGGGCGCCGUCGCCAACAGGAACGGCAACCCGCCCUUCAGCUUCGUCUUCAGGAACGUCAGGAAUAUAGUGCAGAACCUGCACCAGAACACGACGGCGGCGGCGGCGGCGGCGGCGGCGGCGGAGACGAGCGCCUCGGCGACGACCACGACCACCACGCCGUCCUCCUCUCCCCCCCCCUCCGCCGCUGGCGCGUCCACGAGCACCUCCACGUCGGGCACGGCUCCCCGCGCCGCCGCCCCCCCGCCGGGCACGGGCGGCAUGGGCGGCGCCCCGAGAGUCACAUUCCAGGUGACGACGUCGAGCGGCACCUCCGCCGUGAACGCCUUCUCCCUGUCGUCCCUGCUCUUCCGCAACGCGAGCGCCGCUGCCGCCGCCGCCGCGUCCGCUCCCAGCAGCGCCGCGGGAGCCCCGGCCAGUACCCCGCCCGCGGCGGAGGUCCCGUCGGUGGCCCCGUCGGUGGCCCCGUCGGUGGCCCCGUCGGUGGCCCCGUCGGUGGCCCCGUCGGUGAGCGCGCCCUCGCGGGGCACCGAUAGCAGCGAGCCUAAGGAUGGCGGCGCCGAAGCCGCGUACAGCCCCGUGCUGGUGGAGGGCGCGGGCGGCGGGGCCCGCGUGGGCGCCGAGGGCGGCGGGGCGGCGAAGGCAGCGGCGGGCGUCGCGCACGGCCCGGCGGAGGCGGCCGGCCCCGCCGCCAGGCUGGCCGGAGCGCAUUGUGAUAGCCCCGCGUGGGACGUCUCCCCCGACGGAGCCCCUAUAGGCGGCGCGCCCCCCGGCGGGGCCGCGGGCGGCCCGGGCGGGCCCUGGAGCGGCAGCACCUCGCCCGCGAGACGCCCGUCGGACGGCGCGAUCCGACGGCGGCGCGCGGGCGCGGAGGACACCGGAUAGGGGCGGCGGAGAUUAUUAAUAUUAAUAGCAGUUUCUUUUUUCCUUUUUUUUGAUGUUUUAUGUUUCGAAGAAGAAAAUAUAUAAACAUACAUAUAGAUAACCCAUAUUCAAGGAAAGAAAAGUGAUUUGCAUAUAUUGGCUUAGGCAUUAUUUAGUUUAUCUUACAUAUUUAAGAUGUAAACUGUUUUGUUACUGUUACAGAUGUUUGAAUGUAAUGGUGUUGGUUUUAUUUUUUCAUAUGCAUUACAUCGUAUUUUUUUUAUUAUGUCUUCGCUCAUUUAUAUUUAUGGAAUGAAUAAAAUAUUUAUAUACUUAUUAAAGUCCCAUGUAGUGA
This is a messenger RNA of Penaeus indicus, 4082 nucleotides long. RefSeq lists its product as uncharacterized. Gene Ontology annotation, cellular component: endoplasmic reticulum. NCBI's taxonomy places the organism in Eukaryota, Metazoa, Arthropoda, Malacostraca, Decapoda, Penaeidae. Gene Ontology annotation, biological process: response to endoplasmic reticulum stress; positive regulation of ERAD pathway. The transcript has 13 exons. The record is from RefSeq and is a predicted model, not a curated record. The coding region runs from base 152 to 3748 and encodes 1198 amino acids.